AUGUCCAUCCUCACGCUAUCACUCGCUACAAGCACGCCUUUGAGCUCAAAUCCCUCCCUCUCCGCGUUCCCUCUUUCUCUUCCACAACUUCUUUCCUGCUCCAACCUCGGCAUAGAACUCCUGAAGCACAUCAAUCCUGGGCAGAGCAUCUCGGAGCAACCACUCGAUGCCUCCAUCAAGCUGCUCAUCCCCGUCAUCGCCCAGCGCCCUGCAGGCACUCCUACCGACCGUCUCACGUUCGCCGAACUCGCCACCUUGAUCGAAAACGCCUCCAUUUUCCUCCGCAGACUCCCCGUCGUCUCCUUCGAGGCCUACCAAACCCCCGGCAAGAGCACCGCCGGCGUUUUCGGCCACCAGUACAUCCUCGUCGGCGUCCUCUGCCCUCGGCCCCCCAGCCACACCGACGCCGACCCCCUCACCUACAUCCGCCUCGACAUGUUCCGCACCGGCGGCGCGCUGGAAGGCCCGUGCGUGCUCACCGCCAAGGCUGCCGACGACCGCGCCGCGCUCGCCCCGCCCCAGGACUGGCGCACGUCGCGCUUCGCGCUGGCGGAGGGUCGCGACCCCGCGGGAGGGCCGUCGCUCGACGCGCUCGCGGGGUUGCUGCGGAUCGUCGACGCGCGCGUCGCACGCGUGGGCUACGGCCUCCUCGGGCGCAACUGCAUCUGGAUGAACGACGUGGUGCUGUUCUCGACGCUCCGGCGCUUCGCGGACCACUGGCGGGCGAACGCGGUGCUUGAGCCGGAGGGGACGCUGAGGAGGUACCUCGACGGGGAGAUCGGGGCGCUUGCGGCGGUCCUGGAGACGACGGUGCGGGACGGUACGGUGAGGUGGAUCACCAACGUGAGCGCGACGGCGAUGCGGUGGAUGCAGACGGUGGCGACGGGCAGGUCGGAGGACCGGUUCAUGAUGCACGACGACGAGGUGGCGGACGUGGUGGGGAAGUGGACGGGCUUUGAGCCGGCUGUGCGGCCAGUGUAG
This is a messenger RNA of Epithele typhae, 981 nucleotides long. RefSeq lists its product as uncharacterized. The record is from RefSeq and is a predicted model, not a curated record. Bases 1 to 981 code for a protein of 326 amino acids. The transcript has a single exon. NCBI's taxonomy places the organism in Eukaryota, Fungi, Basidiomycota, Agaricomycetes, Polyporales, Epitheliaceae.